UGGGCUGCCGGAUUCUUCCUGCUGCCCGUCGCCGACGGCACGGCCGCGUCCGAAGUGGCCCGCGCCGGCCUCCUCGCGCAGCACGGGGGGCUCUUCGUGGACACGGACGUGCUGCUGCAGGGCCGGAUGACCGAGCUCGCGAGGCUCAUGCAGGACUACGACCUGGUGGCCUUCACGCAGGGAGCGCAGAGGUGCGCGAGGGGCGAGCUCUCCACGAGCUUGCUCGCGAGCAUGAGGGCCAACCCCAUCGCCGUCGCGUGGUACGAAGCCGCCGCUUCGGUGCUCAAGAG
Molecule: messenger RNA, 290 nt
Organism: Prorocentrum cordatum
Lineage: Eukaryota; Dinophyceae; Prorocentrales; Prorocentraceae
Source: the annotation of a GenBank genome assembly